Messenger RNA from Clunio marinus, 3507 nucleotides. Lineage: Eukaryota; Metazoa; Arthropoda; Insecta; Diptera; Chironomidae. The record is from the annotation of a GenBank genome assembly.
UAUAAAUAAUGUGGUCGUUCUUUUCACGGGACUCCACAAAAGAUUUUCCUUAUGAAAUAGUUGAGAAUAUUUCUGGAUUUGAGGAAAAAAGUAUCUGGAGUUUAAAAAAAGGCAAACGGAAAGGAUCUGACGAACAAGUUUCAAUUUUCACGUACGAGUUAAAAAGUGGAUCCGAAACUCAAAUUGAAAUUGCAAAAGCAAGUCUCAAGAGGAUUAAAACGUUAAGACAUCCGUCAGUACUCCAAUAUCUCGACAGCUUUGAAAAUGAUAAAGUGAUUUAUGUUGCAACAGAGUAUGUUGAGCCACUUGGCUUUUACUUGGAUAAGAUUCCAUCGGAUGGCCGCAGGGAUUUGUAUCUUGCAUGGGCUGUCUUUCAAAUAACGAGAGCUUUAUCAUUUCUUAACAAUGACGGAAGUCUUCGUCACAAUAAUGUAUCGAUAUGGUCGGUAUUUGUGAAUUCAAGUGGCGAAUGGAAACUUGGUGGACUCGAAUAUGUGCAAGCAGUCGAUAUUAACAAUCAACAUAAUCAAACAAUCAUUCCUGUGAAGAUACCACCAGCACUUGAAAUUUACGACCCUCCGGAAAAAAAUGACCCAACAAGGAUCAAAAAUUCUACAAAGUGCUCUACCGAUAUGUGGGGCUUAGGAUGUUUAAUCUGGGAAUCUUUUAAUGGACAAUUGCGAUCACGUAGCAAUCUUAAGGAUUUAGAGCAUAUACCAAAAUCACUUGCGCCUGUUUAUUGCGAGUUGGUAGGAGCAAAUCCAUCAAAUCGUCCAAAUCCAGCUGAUAUUAUAACGCGAUGUCGCAAGCCUGGCGGAUUUUUCAAGAAUGAACUAGUCGACACACUUUUAUUUCUCGAAGAAAUUCAAAUCAAAGAUAAGGCUGAGAAAGUUCGAUUCUUUAAUGCUUUAACGCCGAUGCUUGAUAAUUUUCCUGACAAUGUUUGUCGUCAUAAGAUUUUACCACAAUUGAUAACGGCCUAUGAAUAUGGGGAUGCAGGAUCGGUUGUACUGGGACCGAUGUUUAAACUUGGUCGACUUCUCGAUGAGGUUGACUAUCAAAAGCGAAUUGUUCCUUGUGUUGUUAAAUUAUUUGCAUCGACAGAUCGUGUUACUCGCUCAAGAUUACUUCAACAACUCGAACUUUUUGUUCAUCAUCUGACACCAGCUGUGAUCAAUGAUCAGAUAUUCCCGCAAGUUGCGCACGGCUUUCUUGAUACAAAUGCAACAAUUCGUGAGCAAACAGUGAAGUCAAUCAUUCAUCUCGCACCAAAACUCAACUACAACAAUCUUAAUGUUGAAGUUCUCCGACAUUUCGCUCGAUUACAAUCGAGAGAUGAACAAGGUGGAAUAAGAACUAACACAACAGUUUGUUUAGGAAAGAUUGCUCAACAUUUACAUCCACAAGUUCGUCAAAGGGUUUUAAUAUCAGCUUUCAUUCGUGCCAUGCGUGAUCCAUUUCCGCCAAGUCGUGUUGCUGGGAUCUUGGCACUUGCUGCAACUCAACAAUAUUUUUUGUUGAGCGAAGUUGCAAAUCGAAUUUUACCAGCACUUUGUCCAUUAACAGCUGAUCCAGAGAAAAGUGUAAGAGAUCCAGCUUUUAAAACAAUUAGAGGAUUUCUAGGGAAACUUGAACGUGUCUCAGAAGAUCCAACAUUAAGGGAAAGUAUGGAGGCUGAUGUUCAUACAGCUACACCAACGAUAGGAAAUGCAGCAGCAACGUGGGCUGGUUGGGCUGUAUCAGCAGUUUCAGCAAAGUUUUAUCGUUCACAAAGUGACACAGCAAGACCAAGACCUCCGUUAACUGGUAAAAAUUUAAGUAAGCCUGCUUCAUUGGAACAACCAUCAAGUAGUAGCAUUUCCACGACAACAAGUAGCGUAACUUCAAUGACAUCUUUAGAACAUGAAAGCAAUGACACAUCGGUUUCUGCUUCAGAUUAUGGUGCUGAUAAUUGGGAUCAAGAAAAUUGGGGCGAUAUGGAUACAUCGCAAGAUCCGUCGUCACCUUUAGCUGGCCCUUCAUCAACAUUGAGUGCCAACCUUAACGUUAAUACAACAAUUAAUGUCAUGACAACAACGACAGUCAAUGAUGUACGAGAUGGAUGGGAUAAUGACGAAUGGGGAAGUCUCGAAGAAGAACCAGCGAAUGAAGAAUUGGAAGAGAAAGCGAAUAAUGAUACAAACCAUUUAAAAUCAUCGAGAAGCAACUCGAAUUCUCAUUCAUCAUCAGGCGUUUAUAACAAUAAUACUGUAAACAAUAUCAGCCCGUCGAAGAAGAAUGGCGAUGCUGAUGAAUUGUUGCUCAAUUCAAGCUCAAAUUCCAAUUCAAAUUGGGAUAAUUAUGGAACAUCUUGGAAUGAUGAUGAGUUUGAACCUAUUGAAGAUACGAAUGCUGCAAAUUCAAAAUUCGACGAAGCUCGUAGAAAAAGAGAAGAAAAGAAACUUCAACGACAACGUGAGAUGGAAGCACGUCGUGCAGCUCGUGGUGGUCCUAUGAAACUUGGUGUUGGUGCCAAGAAACUUUAAAAAUAUUCAUAUAUUUUUAUGACUCCAUUUAAUCUUUUCUUUCCUUUUAUUUUACUCUUUUAAAAAAGAAACUUAAAAUUACCGCAAACAAACAUGAAAUAAGCAUUUCCUUUUCCCUUUAAAAACUCUGCUGUUAGUUAUAUAAAAUUAAUAUACAUUAAGGAUCGCUUGGUCCAUCUCCCACCCAUCCAUCCAUCCACAGUUCUAACGCACACUAAAUCAUAUUUUCUAUUUUUCCAACAUUGAAUUUUCCUAAACAAAAAUUUUACCGCAGCCGCGUAACGUAACAUUUGGAUUACUAAAACUUAUAGUAAAAUUUUUAUCCUCCCAUUAACAAACUGGAAAUUUGAUGAUUGGGAGCGAAAUUGUAGUUAGAUUGAUUAUUGAAAGAAAGACAGAUGGUUAUCUAAGAAACCAAAUACUUAUAGUGUAGGAGAGAAAACUGAAAAAAUCCUUAAAAAUGGACUAAAAAUUUUAAUUUCUUUUUCUAAAAUUGGAGAAAAAAAAAGCUUUUGGGGACAAUCGAAAUAUUAUUGAAUGUCCAACCUUCAAUAUGAAUGAAAUAAAAUUGCGUUUUCCUUACCACUGUUUUCCCCCAUUGAACAUCUUUAUUUUUUUAGAAAACUUGUUAACUUAAAGUGAAAACUUUACAUGUCAAUGUUGAGGAAGAGAAAUAAAAAGGCGAUUCAAUGAUGUUUUUAAACUUAUAUGAAAAAUCUCUGAAUGUUGGAUGGUUCGUGAUAGAUAAUCCCAAUUCAUCUCUUUUUAAAUGAAAUUUAAGUGGAAGAAUCCUUCAAUUUGUCAAUGCUUCGAUUUCAACGAUCUUCAUGAAGAUAAUUUUCCAUUGAAAACUUCGAAGUUAAAGUUGACAAACAAAAGAAAGGAGAAACAUUAAAACUGUCAAACUUUGUAAAAUUCCUUUUUGGCCUUUUUGUAAAUUUAACAAGAAAAAAAUGAAUCAUUAAAUAUUCUAAUUCUAAAU